Messenger RNA from Stegastes partitus (bicolor damselfish), 840 nucleotides. It is a transcript of the gene rnf224, whose product is annotated as ring finger protein 224. The transcript has 2 exons. The record is from RefSeq and is a predicted model, not a curated record. NCBI's taxonomy places the organism in Eukaryota, Metazoa, Chordata, Actinopteri, Pomacentridae. The coding region runs from base 1 to 567 and encodes 188 amino acids.
AUGUGUGACGACAGAAAGAAAGGAGAGGAAGAAGAGGCAGAGGAGGAGGAAGAGGAAGUGACCAAUCAGCCGUUUCCACCUCCCCCCUCCUCUAUUGCCGUGGAGACGAUGAUGUCAUUGCGGAGGCAGGACCUGGUGUGCAUUGUGUGUUUUGGCAGCUAUGACCUCAUGACGCGGUUGCCACGGAGAUUGCACUGUGGCCACGCCUUCUGCCAGGCGUGUCUGAAGAGACUGGACACAGUCAUCAACGAACAGGUGUGGAUCCCGUGUCCUCAGUGUCGGCAGAACACGCCUCGGCCCCGCGGCGGUGCCGCUGGUCUGGACCUGGACCUGCCGUCCUUCUUGGGGGUGAAGGCCCAGCAGGCCUGCGGCUCCUCCUCCUGGAGGGAGGGGGCGCCGGCUGGAGAUCCGGCCCAGGAUGGGAAGCUGUGGCUGGGGAAGGAGGUUGCAGAUGAUGGCUGGUCACACGGAGGUCUGGCCGAGCCGCGCUUCCAUCGCUAUGGCAACUGCUGCCCGCCGCCAUCCUAUUGGCUGUGCUGCUGGUUCUGCUGCCCAGGUCGAGGAUAACGCUGAUGGGCGGGACCAGAACGGGCCUGCGUGUACUCCCUUCAUGUUGUAUUUAAAGAAACAUGAAGCCGAGUUGUUAUUCAAUUUGAAAACUAGAAAAAUAAUUAAAUUCUAUUAAAACCAAAAGCUGAGCAGAAGAUAAUACAGACUGAACUUGCUCAUGUUCUGUUUGUGUUGGAGGAAGCUAAGGGACGUCUGAUCCCUGAGUUUGUCCUGACAGCAGCACUUGCUGCAGCCUUACAGACAAUACUCAGGGAAUCAACAACUUCAAGU